Messenger RNA from Microthlaspi erraticum, 582 nucleotides. NCBI's taxonomy places the organism in Eukaryota, Viridiplantae, Streptophyta, Magnoliopsida, Brassicales, Brassicaceae. The record is from the annotation of a GenBank genome assembly.
AUGUCUACUCACCAAAUCAACCUGCUUACCUCACCUACUUUCUUACCAAAGGUGAAGGAUCAAGGGAAAUUCACUCUCCCUUGCACACUUGGGCAUAUUGAGCUUGACAAUGCCUUGGUGGAUUCUGGUGCAAGCAUCAACCUCAUCUCACUCACAAUGGCAGAAAAGAUUGGCAUUGCUGGAGCAUUGCAGCGCCCUACUACUUCAAUCAUGUUUGGAGAUGCAACUUCAAAGUCUCCUCUUGAGAGCCUUCAAGCUUUGUUUGAUGAGCCACUAGGAAGGGCUCUAAAAGAAGGGGAGGAUGCAGCCUCUAAGGCAAGACCAGGUGAUAAAAGAAAGGAUCCACCAGCUCAGGCCCCUUCAGUCAAGCCAUCUCAGCUCACUAUGACCUUGUUCCCCACCAAGUUUGAAAAUGGGAAGAUUGAGUACAAGAUAAGGUACAAGGGGAGAUCAAGACCAUUCUCUAGAGCCAAGGCCUUGGUGACUUCAGAACAGUCCAGGGACCCAACCAAGCUAAAGGAGCUUCUGUCUCAAGUCCUCACUAUCACCCUUGAUGGUGAGACUAGCUCAACCAAUGCCUAA